This is a messenger RNA of Rosa chinensis, 759 nucleotides long. RefSeq names its product calcium-binding protein KIC. Lineage: Eukaryota; Viridiplantae; Streptophyta; Magnoliopsida; Rosales; Rosaceae. Bases 171 to 521 code for a protein of 116 amino acids. Gene Ontology annotation, molecular function: calcium ion binding. The record is from RefSeq and is a predicted model, not a curated record. The transcript has a single exon.
AUUCAUUUUGAUCACUUAGCUUAGCUCUCUAGCUCUUAAACUAAGCAAAGAAACUGUCCAAUGUCUAUAAAGGCCUAGCUAAGCAUUGUAUAUAUAGAGAGACAUUCUUAUUGGUUCUUCAAGUCUUUCUGAUAUUGGUUGCUGUUUCAUAUAUUUUUUCCAGUAUCAAUAUGGGGAGCAAUGGAACAACUGAAUACAAGGACUUGUUACCAGUGAUGGCAGAGAAGCUGGAUGUGGAGACCUUUGUGUCCGAGCUAUGUGGAGGUUUUCGACUUCUGGCAGACCCCGAAAGUGGGCUGAUCACCGCGGAGAGCCUGAAGAAGAAUUCUGCGCUUCUCGGAAUGGAGGGGAUGAGCAAAGAGGAUGCUGAGGGCAUGGUUAGGGAAGGUGAUCUUGAUGGAGACGGCGUGCUGAAUGAGACGGAGUUCUGUAUUCUCAUGGUGAGGCUGAGUCCAGGGAUGAUGGAAGAUGCAGAGACUUGGCUUGAGAAAGCUCUUGAACAAGAGCUAAAGAAAUCCUGAUCAUAUGAUGAUCAACAUGAGUCUUCGAUGGUAUGCAAUUUUUACGGUAGCUGAAUGUAAAGAUCAAUGUGUUUUUACAACUUGGUAAGGCUGUAAGCUACUGUUCAAUAAUGUUGUUAAAGUUGUUGAUUGGAGAAUUUGUUACCUCGCAGAUGAGAACUUCCUCAGAUAAUGCCUUUUUUUAGUGACAAGAAAGAAGUAAUAAUAUAUGAUGAUGGAUCCCAUUUGAUACAAUCAA